AUAGGAAACCUCCUGGGAAAAACUAAGGAUGCUGCUGGAAGAGGUGUUAUUGGGGCCAGCAGGGGGCGCUCAUUUAUAGGCUAAUAAGUGCCUGUUUAAAGUGUUACACCGUGUCAAUCAGAAAGUGACGAUAUAAUGAUACUUCAGCUUAGUUUUCAGCAAUCUUGUGUAUUUUUCAUGAAAUUAAAAAAACACGAACAUGGAACAAAGCAAUAAAAUCCAAUGUUUCAAUGAGCGAGACUGAAUCACUGAAUUAAACAAUUAGCUUCAAUACUUGGGACCGUUCUCGUGUAGUAAAACACGACACACCAAGAGAAAACUAUUGUAACGUGCUGUGUGUGUCCGGUAUAUACUGGAAUUGGAUUUGGAAAACCAAAAAUCUGCUAUCUUUUAAUGAUAUAAACCACAAGAGCACAUCUGCAAAUUUUAAGAAGGUAACAUGCAAGAUGUUAAGACCAGUAGACAUUUGCUAAAAACAAAACUAAACUAUUAACAGAGUAUAGUGCACUUCAGCUAGCGGGGUAAAACUAGCGCGCCGGAAAGUUUCGAUGCAGCGCCUACUGAUGAUGUUGAAAUCCAUCACCAGGCUCUGUGGUGAAUUGCGGAUGAGAGAGCCUGUAUUACCCCCUCCCCGCGUUUCGCGACGGUUUAUGCCCUUGUCCACCCCGUUUCUGCACGUUUUCUUCAAACAAUCCCCGUGUAGUCGGAGGGACCAACCUUUAAGAACGCAUGCACUCGAAAGUUAUUUCUACUCUCCAUAAACACUACUCACAGAGGAGUUGCGGUCGUACUGUACGGUUUUUUUGUAUGCAUAAAUAAUAAUACAAAUUACAAUACAAACGAGAGUACAUAUACACUUUCAAGACACAAACAUCGUCAGGGGUACAUACUGCAAAUUACAUUUAAAUUAUGAAAGAAAAGUUUAAACAAAUCCAAUAAAAAAAUGACGUCUUUCAUACUUUUGCAUUUUGAAAUAGUCGGCAGAUACUCCUCUACAUCCCGUUUAAAAUGCUCAAACGAGGGAUUCUCCCCCAGACCUCUUCAUCGUCCAGUAUGUGUGUAACUACUGUUCUGUCCUCUGCCUUUGCACCGACAUACAGGGCGGCACGCCUCCUGCACGUGACACGGAGCUGGCCCGUGCGUUCUGCCACGGGGCGUGUCCCGCUGUUUGUGUUUUCCUCGGCUCACACGCGCGACGCGGCCCCGGAGCGCACGGCGGGGUGACGUCACGCGGAAGGUGCCUGCGAUGCCUGCUGAAGGCGAGUGCGGGCACCGCCGGCGAUGAUGGCCGAUGCACGGAGAGCCCACUCGGCCGGCAGCGCUCCGAAGAGGGCUGCGGACAGCUGGAAGCGUCACAUCGCCCGGCAGCUCAAGCAGCGGGACCUGGCCCAGAAGAUCAUGUUCCAGGAUGUCAUCCGAUCGUACAUGGUGCUGCUGGAGAAAUUCAAGCAGAAGGAUCAGAUCACGCGACGGCUGCUGGGCUCAGCAGAGAGGUGCUUGCCGGACUCAGUUUCUAAAAACUCAUCAGAAAUGGCUGUUGUCCAGCACGAGGAUCAAGUGACAUAUCUCCAGAAGAUUGGCAGAGAGCUGGCCUAUGAGGUUGUGGAUCUCCAGAAGAGUGUAAGAAUAAAAGACUCGUCCCUGGUGGGCCAGCGAGGCAGGAUGUCGGAGCUGAAGCGACGUCUGGGAGCUGUGGAGUCGGAGUGCAGGAGCCUGAGGGCGCGAGUCGCCGAGGUGCAGGAGGGAAACCGCGCCUUGAAAAGGGAGUACGAUUCCCUGCUGGAGCAGCACCGCAGGAUGGACGAGACGUACCGCCGGGAGGAGGUGCGGGGCUCCGAGCUUCUGGAAGACCUCAUCAAGGGCAAGGAGCUGGCCGCUGAGAGCAUGAACAGCAAGAACGAGAGGAGAGUGCAAGCGAGAGCUGCCACUUUGAAAAAGGAGCUGGAGACAGCAGUAAAGAAGAAAGUCAACAUUGACAUUGGUUCUGGAAAUACGCAGCCUACGAAAAGAGGAGCUCUAAAGGAGGAAGUGGAAGAAAAAGCGGAGAAGCGACCGACCAGAUCCUUUCGAAUGAGAAAGCGAGGCAGUUCCGUCAGCAGUCUGGAAGAGGAUCUCUGUGUUCCUGUUGGAGUUUGCGUGGUAGCCAGGGUACCUGCUAAAGCACUACAUGUCUUGGAUGCUCAUGAAUUAGGAAUCAAUGCUGUAAAAUUCAGCUCCAGUUCCAAGCUGUUGGCUACAGGAGGCACCGACAGAGUCAUCAAGGUCUGGGAUAUAAAAGCAGGCAGGAUGCACAGCAGAGGAACACUAGGAGGCAGCAACGAGGGAAUAACAAGUAUAGAGUUUGACCCAACAGGGACCAAAAUUUUAGCUGCAUCAUACGACAAUUCAGCCCUUUUCUGGAAACUGGAUGAUUGUGUGCCAAAGUUGACCUUGACCGGACAUUCGCGCAAAGUGACAGCGGCUAAGUUUAAGUGUAGCCUUCGUCAGGUGGUGACGGGAAGUGCUGACAGAACAGUGAAGAUCUGGGAUCUACAUCGACCUGCCUGCAUCAGGACCAUAGAUGUUUCCUCCUACUGCAGUGAUGUGGUGUGUUCAGAGUACUUCAUCGUCAGUGGGCACUAUGACAAGAAGAUCCGCUUCUGGGACAGCAGAGCCUCAAGUUGCACGCAGGAGGUCCCCGCCCAAGGGAAGGUGACGUCUCUUGACAUCAGCCUGGACCACAGGCAGCUCCUCACCUGCUCUCGAGACGAGAGCCUCCAGGUGAUGGACCUGAGGAUGAACAACGCCAGGAUGUCCUUCAGGGCUGAUGGUUUCAAGUGUGGAUCAGACAGCACAAAGGCAAUAUUUAGUCCUGACGGAAGCUAUGUGACAGCUGGAUCUGCUGAUGGGGCAGUCUACAUCUGGAAUGUGAAUUCAGGACACCUGGAGACCUGCUUAUCUGAUAUGCAUUGCUCCUCGAUCAACGCUGUGUCCUGGUCUCUGUCAGGGGAGUUUGUUGUGAGUGUGGACAAGAGCAGGCGCGCGGUCCUCUGGAGUGACAUAUGACCAGCCGGGCUCCUGUCCCGGGCGGCGGGACUCGGGGUUUGAGAGGGAGAGCGCAGAGCACAAAAGCCCAUGGAGAAGCUGGGGGCCUCGUUGUCAUGGUAACGCAAAUACCACCAGAUCAGGCCACGGCGUUUACAAACACCAGGGAAAAAGCUGCUCCACCGCAAACUGGCAGAAACUGUGGAGUCUGACCUUCGUCUCCGGCUCAGUGUGGAGUGUUUGUUUCUGUUAAAUGCCUGGUGUUUUUGGACAUGGUGCUUUCCAUUUCUGUGCCAGUUAUUUCCUGUUUUCUAUGAUCAGUAAGAUAAGAUCACUUUAUUGGCCAUAUUCAA
Lepisosteus oculatus (spotted gar) is the source of this 3377-nucleotide messenger RNA. Its product is annotated as protein Atg16l2. The record is from RefSeq and is a predicted model, not a curated record. Gene Ontology annotation, biological process: autophagosome assembly; negative stranded viral RNA replication. Gene Ontology annotation, molecular function: protein binding. Gene Ontology annotation, cellular component: autophagosome membrane. NCBI's taxonomy places the organism in Eukaryota, Metazoa, Chordata, Actinopteri, Semionotiformes, Lepisosteidae.